Molecule: messenger RNA, 3156 nt
Organism: Bombyx mori (domestic silkworm)
Lineage: Eukaryota; Metazoa; Arthropoda; Insecta; Lepidoptera; Bombycidae
Gene: Rev1
Product: DNA repair protein Rev1
Exons: 1
Coding region: 220-2949 (909 amino acids)
Biological process (GO): error-prone translesion synthesis; error-free translesion synthesis
Cellular component (GO): nucleus
Molecular function (GO): DNA-directed DNA polymerase activity; damaged DNA binding; deoxycytidyl transferase activity
Source: RefSeq, a predicted model, not a curated record
CUACGCGCCAAUUAAAAAAAAACUGUUAUUACGUAAAUAAAGUUUAAGCACAAAUACCUACCUUACCUACUGUUUUUUUAAAUAAACAACAAUACAAUAAAUACACAUUUAACAACAAUAAACAAAUGAAAGACCAAUCAAUUUAUGGCUACUUUCCUCGUUACUGUGAUAUUAAUUUCAUGACGUGAUCAGCUCAAGCCUUAUUUUUAUUUAUAAUAAAUGAGUCGAAAUAAACGUGAUGAUAAUUUCCCCGACAAUGGGUUCGAGGCAUGGGGAGGCUAUAUGCAAGCCAAAAUUGCGAAACUGGAAAAUCAGUUUACUUCAGUUACCGCAAAAGAAGAAAUUCUUUCGAAUAUUUUCACUGGUAUUAAUAUAUUUGUAAAUGGAUUUACUAUACCUUCAGCAGAUGAACUUAAGUGUUUAAUGUCCAAACACGGCGGUGUUUAUCACACUUAUCAAAGAAACGAAGAUUUCAUUAUCGCCACAAAUUUGCCAGAUACGAAAGUGAAGAAUAUGUCUUUAGCGAGGGUGGUUAAGCCUGAAUGGAUAACUGAUAGCAUUAAAGCGAAAAAGUUACUAGAUUACAGGAAUUACUUGCUUUUUGGACAUUCAAGAACACAAAGAGUGUUAAACUUCACAAAGAGAGUGACAAAUGACAAAGAUAUAGAUGAAACGAAAUAUAGUUCACUCAAAGAAACUUUAAUUGAAAAUAAAGAUACAAUAGUAAACAACGAUUAUUUCAAUUCUAUAAAUUUAAAAAAAAGUACAAUAAAUACAACAAAACAAAUGUGCCAAAACAGUAUUAAUGGAACUGGAAAUGAGAUAAAUCCGGAAAAGUUGCAGGUCACAAAAACUGCAGCAGAUCCCAACUUUAUUUCUGAGUUCUACAACAACUCAAGGCUACAUCAUAUUUCACAAUUGGGUGCAUGUUUCAAGCAGUAUGUGAAUGAUUUGAGAGAACAAAGUAAUUUUGUAUUUCCCGCAAGACAAAAUCUGAAGGACAUAAUUAAAUCAUCAAAUAAUCGAUUAUCGCAAUUAGUCUUUGAAAAAGGAAAAACAAUAAUGCAUAUUGAUAUGGAUUGUUUUUUUGUGUCAGUUGGGCUACGUAAUAGGCCAGAGUUGAGAGGUAAACCUGUAGCUGUGACGCAUUCUAAAGGAGGAAUACCGCACAUCAAAAGAUCUGGUGUAGACAGGAAUGCAGAAUUUAAUUUGUAUAAACAGAAACAGGCCAAAAAACUUGUGAAAGACACUGGGUUACAGGGUCAAGAAUUGGAAAUUGAAACUAGAGUUGAUAAUAUUGGAGAUGAGGAGAGUAAAUUUGGGUCCAUGAGUGAGAUAGCAUCAUGUUCAUAUGAAGCUAGGGCCAGGGGAGUUGGUAAUGGUAUGUUUAUGGGUGUAGCGUUAAGAUUGUGUCCUGAUUUACAAACCAUUCCAUAUGAUUUUGAGGGUUACAAAGAAGUGGCUUAUACUUUAUACAAUACUGUAGCCCAGUAUACAUUAGACAUAGAAGCAGUCUCAUGUGAUGAGAUGUAUGUUGACUGUACAGAACUAUUGAAAGAUAUGAACAUGAAUGUGCAGGAUUUUGCUACAAUUUUGAGAGAAGAGAUUAAAACAAAAACUGGAUGUCCUUGUUCAACAGGAUUUGGAGGAAAUCGGUUACAAGCAAGGUUGGCCACCAAAAAAGCUAAGCCUGAUGGCCAGUUCUUUCUAACUGCAGAUCUGGUACAGGAUUUCAUGUAUGAAAUCAAUCUCAAAGACUUACCAGGUGUCGGUAGACAAAUAUCACAGAAAUUGGAGUUAUUGGGGCAUACAACUUGUGGAACAUUACAGAGUUUAUCUUUAGCCACAUUAAAAUGCCAUUUGGGCACUAAAACUGGAGCACAACUGUUUGAUCAAUGCAGAGGUCGUGGCCAAAAUGCUUUAGCAUUUCACACUGUGCGAAAAUCAGUUUCUGCUGAAGUUAACUAUGGUAUUAGAUUCGAAAAUAAUGAUCAAGCUAUUGAAUUUUUGAAACAGUUGUCUGCUGAGGUACAUUCAAGAAUGCAGCAAUUUAAAGUUUUAGGAAAAUGUAUAACUUUGAAGUUGAUGGUCAGGGCUGAAGAAGCACCAGUUGAGACUGCAAAGUUUAUGGGUCAUGGAUAUUGUAAUGUCAUUAAUAAAUCAAAUAAUCUACCUGCAGCUACUAAUGAUGUUGAAGUGCUAACCCAGGAAACUAUUGAGAUAUUUAAAAAAAUAAAUGUAGAUGCUAAAGAAAUGAGAGGUGUUGGAAUACAAGUAACAAAAUUGGUGCUAAUUAUUAAACAGCAAAGUAAAGGUGCCAUCAGUAAAUUUCUUUGUAACAAACCAACAAUCAUAAAUAUCAAAAGAGAAUCCAAAACUGAAGUUGUUUCAAACAAAAUAAACUUAGAGAACAAUGAAAAUAAACAACUUCAAUUGAAAAAUUCUAGGCUAAAGAAAAAAUCUCCAACAACUGAUAAAACUAAAUCACCACCAGGGAAAAGACGAGGAAGACCACCCAAGGCACUUACUUUAGAACAAAAAGAAAAAAAACGUGCCAUAAGUAAAUCCGGAGUAGAAGCCAGAGAUACACCAUUCAAGAAUCCAAUGAUGAAACCACAAAAUUCACUCAAAGAAACAAAAAUUAAAGUUGAAAAAACGGAAGGCCUCUUAGGUCUGCCGUGGAAUAAAGCGAGAGAAUUACUGAGAGCUUGGUUAGACAGUGGCCAAAAACCUCUAAGUUGCGAUAUCAGAAUGAUAGCAGAGUAUAUGAGAGAGAUGGUAAUUAAAAAAGAAAUUGACAAAGUCGAAAUAUUGAUAAACUUUUUAAGCAGAAGGACUGAGGAAAUUGGUAGUCAAGUCUGGCUGGAUGUGUAUUGCCAUGUUGUCGAACAAGUCCAGAAUGCUAUGAUAGCUAUUUACGGGACAAGGUUACAUAUUGACGCAACCUGAAUUAAAUGGAAGGAAUAACUUGCGCAUGAACAGACGAGAACACUCUCGCCCAUAAAAGAUACGUAAAGGUAAUAUCCUUUUAUAAAAAAAUAUUGACGGUAGAUAGCGCAAUAUCUACGUGUUGGCAAAAUAACACUAAUUGUGAUCACGGCAACCUGUAGUAUCUGAAACUUUGGAAAUAAUAAACGCGAAAUGAAAAGUUAAAAA